UGGUUAUGACGUCACAACUAUUAAAAACAAUUCUCGCCAAUGGAAUGGCUCUCUAUCCUCAGUUUCUAUUUGGAGUCCGAAGAAAGUGGUCGUCGACAGUGAUUGAACUUGUGCGGCAGUGAUCAAAAGUGUUUAGACCAUCGAUUUACAAACAAGGCAAGGCAGAAAUGAAUGCCGUAUAUUCAGCCAUCCUGCUCCUCUUGCUCGAUGGGGUGUAUUCAUACAGCAAAUUUGGGAGGAAGUGUGACGACAUAGGAUGUGCCUCAAACGAAGAAUGUGUGAUGGCAAGCAAACCCUGCUCGUAUUUCGACAGGAAAGAUGAGUGCGGAGAAUAUCCAACUUGCAAGAGAGUUGACAACGGUGCAAGGACAUGUAACACUUACGUUUGUCCGCCCUCCAAGGUUUGCAAGAUGGAUGGAGGAAUACCAAAGUGUUUCGAUGAUUCCAGUAAAAUUGGAAAAGUGCCACUUUACGACACAAGCAACCUGAACAAUAAGUACGAGGGACAUGGCGCACAAUCCCAACCGAGUGCUCCUUCCGGAAACUACAAUCCAAGUGCACCAGUAGCUUCCGGAGGUUCGCUGUACCCGAAUAUAGGUGGCGCCAACGGCUACCAAGGUGGCUACAAUAACCCCGGCUACCAACAGCCCGCUGGAGGUGUUCAGAGACCAAUGGGUAAUUAUGGGGGUUACCAGCAACCUUCGAACACCUAUGGAGGCUACCCUUCAUCUGGUAGCUACCCGGGAACGAACAACAACAGGCCAGCUGGAGGAUAUAACCAGCAAGGAGCUGGCGGCUAUUACCCAGGGGGAUAUACUGGUCAAGGUGGAUAUAACAGGCCGCAACAACAACCAGGAGUACCAUCAGGAUAUUACGUAGCGGGGGCGGGUUACCAACAACCAGGAACCAAUAAUGGUUAUGGUUCUUCUAAUAACAGAUACCAAAACACUGGUUAUGGAUAUAAUCAAGGUUAUGGCGCAUACGGAAGCAACGCCGGCUAUGGAAAUAACGGAUACGGAACAAAGGGCAAUACUGGUUCCUCAUUCACCGACUCCCUCAAAGACGCCCUGAAAAAGAUAGGAAUAUUGAUCAUUGUAUCCCACUGUAUCAGCCAAAACUAUUGGAGGUAGAACAGGAAAGAAACAAUGGCGAAAAACAAAGAGCUGUGAUUGUUUUUAAUAUUAGAUAAGAGUUGUUAGUUCGGUAAUUUGUUCGAUAACGUACUUCGAUAAAAAUGAGUAAUGAAUAAAGUCCAUUUUCGUAUUCA
Messenger RNA from Coccinella septempunctata (seven-spotted ladybird), 1267 nucleotides. RefSeq names its product FHA domain-containing protein FhaA (gene Mnr). The transcript has 8 exons. The record is from RefSeq and is a predicted model, not a curated record. NCBI's taxonomy places the organism in Eukaryota, Metazoa, Arthropoda, Insecta, Coleoptera, Coccinellidae. The coding region runs from base 168 to 1130 and encodes 320 amino acids.